Molecule: messenger RNA, 546 nt
Organism: Trematosphaeria pertusa
Lineage: Eukaryota; Fungi; Ascomycota; Dothideomycetes; Pleosporales; Trematosphaeriaceae
Exons: 2
Coding region: 1-546 (181 amino acids)
Source: RefSeq, a predicted model, not a curated record
AUGCCUGGAUUCAGAGACAUCGCUAUCCAAUCCGCGGAGAUCGUCCUCUUGCUCCUCUUGCUGCUCCCAGCCGUACUUGCGACCUUCAUACUUCGCAUAUCACGGCAUCUUCUGCGCCGUACCGCCGCGCGGAUCUCCCACUGGGCCCCGUGGCUCCCGAACGUCUUCGACGUAUUCUUCAUCCUCUGGACUUAUGUCCGCCACAUCACCGUGCCGGGUCUCAUUGGGGAGCUGGUCGACGCUCACGACACUCUUCUCUACUUCAUAAGAGAAGGUAGAUGGCGCGUUCGGUAUACACUUUUGGUGGUGGCUCCUUCAAUCCCGGAGUGGAGCUUUCGUACGAGCAUGAGAUGGCUGCGACAUCGCGGCUUACUUGUGGCAAGGUUCUUGCCUCUUGGAUCGGACCUGGACGAUGCGAACUGGCUUGUGCGGGCAAAUUUGCAGCUUCAGGUUGACACGGCUCGGUUCAAUAUCACGGUUAUCUGGCGAGUCACUUGGGACACUGAUGACUUCUACCGGGCUCCCGCUCUUCGGUACUGGUUCUAA